AUGAUCAACGAAAACACUACCAUGACCGACUUAUAUCAUUAUGAACAUCAGUCAAAGCCAACUUCAACUCUUCCUGCACACACAUCUGUUUUAACUGAAUCGACAAUGCCGAGCUAUUAUCCUCAAACCAGACAUCGCCCAUUUAUCAGUAGACAUUUAGCGGAUCAUGAUGACGAUGAUUCCGAUUCCACUUACAAAGAAGCAUUCAUCGUGCAAGUCUUCCAACAUUGGAAACUAAAGACAUUGGAACAUCAACAAGCAUUACAGAAUCCUGCAAAUAUCACGACACCCGAUGGAUUUGCACAAAUAUCUCCUACUAACCCACCUGUUGUGCCAACAGAAAUCGCAACUAGAAACGAUGUCCCUAAUGACACUUCGUCAAGUGAAAAUAAGGAGGAAACAUCCAACGUUAGUGAUUCAUCAAAAUCAAUAGAAUCAUCUAUACAAAAACGAACAACACCACUAGUUACCACUCAAGCACGACGACGUACGGCUUUUCGAAAAAGUCUCUCCACACCUCCCGAUUGCUCAAAUCCCAAUCUACUCGCGCCCUACGCUAAAACAAGAUCAGCACCUACUGCAAGCAACAACAGCAACAGCAAUACGUCAACAGCAACAACAAGAAAACCUGCUAAGCCAGCACCUAUCUUUAUCGCACCGAAAAAGUCCCAGCCACGUCCAUACACAUGGCUUUCCAUUUCUACUGAUGAUGUUUCCCAAACAAAACGGAAAAGUAUUACAGGCGAUGAACAAAACCCGGCUCCAAUCUCUCCACUAUGGGCACCAGCACCACCCACAAUACCGACACGCUUCUUCACUCAAUCAUGUGGAGUUUUACAUGACGAUGAUGGAACAUCAAGUGAUGAAAAUAACCAUGAAAGUUUACUAAUUCGAAAUAAAAGACUUUUUAAAAAGCCAAGCAAAACGAAAGAAAAUCAUGUUUCAUUUGUUCCUUCUAAUCUAAUCAUUCCAACCACGAUUUGCAUCACUGAUCCGGAUGGCCACUCACGUGUAUUCGAUUGCUCGACUGAUUGGAUGGACGGUGAAUUUGCAAAUAGUGAACGUAUUAUCGAAAGCGAUUAUCUCGCAGCAGCCACAUUUAAUCCCAAUCAUACAUAUGAUUAUUAUUCAUCAUCAUCGUCAACCAUUCCUAUCACAUCAUCGUCAUCACCUUCACCGAAUAGUCUCGAUAAAUAUGGAUUACACAGCAUCGGCGAAGAAGAAGAGGAAGAAGAAAACCGUGAUGGUCUGAUUCUAUCGAAAGAACUUAAUCGUAUUCAAGCCUAUUCCCGGGUACGACAAACAAAUAUUAGUGUGGAAAAGAAAGACUCUGAUCAAAAUCUCAAGCACAAAUUGAAACUGCCACUCGAACGACGAUGGAGUGAUAGUUGUGUUAGUGAUGACGAAGAUCCCGUUGAAUUACAACCACCACGGCUUAUUAAAAUGGCUAGUGCAACAUCCAUCACCAAACAAACUCCAGCAAAAAUAUCCAAAACAAAAUAUUUGCUGAUGAAACUGCAUCUAGCACCAUCACCAACGAAGGAUGAUGAUACGAGCAUGUCAACAGCUUCGAAUUCUACGGGUACAUCAUCGCGAAAACGCACUGUACGUCGAUCAUCGGAUAAAAAACAUGUUCCAACGAAAUCUGAAUCUUUGCAAAUACCAACUGGAGCAUCAAAACAAUCGGCUAACAUCAAGCGACAAGAAUCAAGCCCUGUGGUCGCGUCAAGCAAGAGCACAGAACCCAAACCCAGAUCAAAUCUUUUGUCAGCGACAUUCAGCGCUGCAGCGCCGAUUGCUGUACGCGGCCGUGACGAUCGUCUGAAAAGUGUUGGAAAUCGUGAUGAACCUCGAACCAGUCGAACGGCAAGUGUUGGAACUCGUGCUUCCGCUGGCGAUAGCGACGAAGAUACUGAUAAGAAUGUUCAACAAGGUUCACAAUUAAGUCUCAACAGUGGCAUAAGCGAUUCCAAAGCUAACUAUGAACUUGAUAUCACUGGUACCAUCGAAAUAAGACUUUCAUACAAUAUCAAAUCCAGUUCGUUGGAAAUACUUAUUAAUAAAUGUACAAAUUUAGCUCGUGCUAAACGGAAUCAAACAUCUAAUCCGUAUUGCAAAUGUUAUCUAUUACCGGAUCAAUCGAAAUCCAGUAAACUGAAAACAUCGAUAAAAAAGCAUACAACUGACCCAGUCUUUGCUGAGAUAUUGCGGUAUCGUGUGAGCAGUGAUGAGUUUAGCUCACGAAUUCUUUGGAUUUCAGUUUGGAGUCAAUCAUCUAUUGGACACAAUGAUUUCCUCGGUGAAAUACAUAUUCCAUUAGCUCAUUGUACACUGGACAAAGUCGAAGAACAUACUUUAUUGAGUCGCGUGUCGAAUGACGAUGCCGCAUCCAAUGCUGGAACAGCGGGAGAGUCAAAUGUGUUGCAAUUUAAUUUAACCUUCCUGGAAAACCGGCAAGAUAAAGAAACAGGUACUAUUCAAAUCAGCGAAAUUCAGGGCAUAGGCAUCUACUAUGGAAAGCACCCGAUUGAUGCGAUUUGCAAAGGUGUAUUAAUGCCUGAUAAACUGAAACGCAAGUUACCAACAGUACGCAAAGGGCCAACUCCGAAAUGGGAUAUUCCAUUACGUUGGGAAAAUGUUCGUCGAAAGAAUCUGCCGAAUAUGUCUCUCGAAAUUAGUAUCUGGUGUCAAGAGCGUUUUCGAAAACCAAUGAUUGGUUCUAUACAACUUCAUUCGGCAUCAGCUCCUUCCGAUAGUAAAGUAGCGAAAGGAUCCGGUACACUGAAAACCGAAAUCUCGGCUUGGGAAACAUUCUUAAAAGAUCCAACGACAGUACACCAUUGUCGACUUCCAUUACGAUCAAAUACUCAAGAAAAAUAA
Molecule: messenger RNA, 2880 nt
Organism: Adineta ricciae
Lineage: Eukaryota; Metazoa; Rotifera; Eurotatoria; Adinetida; Adinetidae
Source: the annotation of a GenBank genome assembly